AAAGUGAGUGAGUAUGCAGCCAUUGGCAUUCCCAGAUGUGGUCCAGCAAGUCCAUUUAAAGGACACUUGAGUACUAAGAGUAAUGCUUUCUGCAUUGACUCCUCCCGAAGUCUGACUAGCCAGUACCUGAUCAGAGAUCACAUGGUGUUUCAUUAUAACAGAAUCCUUUCAGCCAAAGCAGCUGUAGACUGUUCAGUGCCCAAAAGUAGGUUGAGAAGCAUCAAAUUUGCUGACCAGCAAAGAAGAGAGAAACUUAAAAAGAAGAUAGCCAGGUGUGAAGAGGAAAUGAGUGUGGGGAAAACUGCCUCCCGAUCCAGCUCAAGAGAGAGUGGAAGGCUGCUGCCAUCCUCUUUUGGAAAGAGUUUCUUGGAGGCGGAAGGCAAAGACAGUCUCUUCACCUGUGGUCGACAGGCACAGUACCUAUCAAGAGCGCUGUCUUCUUAUGGCGAGCAUGGCUUGGGUUGCUCCAGUCCAGUAAAAUAUGCCAGAAAAAUUUCUCGGAAUACAUCUAACGCAUCUAACUCAAACUCAAGUGUCAGUAUGUCAAGUACACCAAGAAAACGCUCUGGACUUUCCUGCAGUUGCUCCACUGAUAGUUUUGUGAGCAUUAAUCGCUCCCAGAGGUGUCAAGGAAGCAACUCCAAAGUAUGCAGUGGGGAUCUUCUAAACAGGCACUCUGAAUUCUUUACUGAUAGGCAAAAACCUUUUACUCCGCGCACCUUAAUAUCAGAUGCUAAAUCUUUCCUGUCAGAGUACAGGUAUUACACUCCUGCUCGAAGAAAAAGGAAAAAUCACUGCAAGCAGCAUGUGGAAGCUCAAACACAGACUGAUGUGAUCAGCUUUCCAUCCGCAGACAAAGUGUCUGAGAGAAAAGUUAUGACUGAACAGCAGAAGAUCACAUUGAAGACUGAAGAUAGAAGAUAUACUGUGUCAGAGCCUGAGAGAGGAAUAGCUGCUUUUCCGUACUCCUUCCUAAGAGACACAUCAAUGUAUUCUCAUCAAUCUUCAGCAAGGAGGACUAUCGAGGCUGAAGAAGAAGAGCUUUUAUAUUUAGCUUUCAUUGAAGAUGUAACAAAUGAAAUUCUCAGCCUUGGGCUGUUUUCUAACAGAGUUCUGGAACAACUGUUUGAGUGUCACAUACAAGAAAAUAAGAACCGUUUGGAUGAGAGCAAAAUGCGUCACUUCUUGGAUGUACUGAAAGCAGACCUUGGCUGCAGCUCGGGCAGCAGUACGGAGCAAAUCCUUGCAGGCUGGGAAGCCUCUGACUCACUCGAUUUGCAAGAGGUUGAUAUGAUGGAAGAACUUAAAUUUACCAGUAAAAGUCAGAUGCAAAGAAAAGCUACAAAAAGUGAAGAAUUCUUUGGGACCAUGGACUUGUUAAAGGAACCAAACAAAUGUGAAUCACCAGUGCGCAGAGAUUUAAAGGAGACACAGAGCAAGGAUGACUUUUCAGAUGUCAAUGAAAUGAUGAAUGCUAGGCCAGGGUCUGAUUCUUGUGUGAAAUCUGAGGAAGACCCAGACACUUCACCCUCAUGUGAGGCAACUUUAAACUUGAUUACUUGUGACAGUGUUUUGGAAGCCACCAAGGAACUUGAUGAUCUUGAGGAAAGCUUUGCAGAGGCCCUUCAUAUCUCACAUGACUAUUCAUAAUCUUAGCCAAAACUUAGCUGUUAAAAUAGGGAUAGAGCUAGUUCUGUGGAGAACAUCCAUUUAUUAAGUAGUAGUAAAUUAUUUGUUUUAUUUUCAGUUUAUUUCUGUUUAAGUACUGCUAAAAUCUCUAGCAGAGUAUUGUUAAUUGGACAUUAAUCUGUGUUAAUGUCGACUCUAAAGGGUAAAGUGUCAAUUAUCAAAAACUUUAUAUUUUGUCUAUAAUUGCAUAACUCAGAGCUAAUUUGAAAAUAUUAAAAUUAGAUGUAUAUUUUUAGAAAGCUGUAAUAGUUAUGAAAUAUUUAUUGUUUUUUUCUUUAUAAUAAAUUAAUUCAUUGCUA
This is a messenger RNA of Athene cunicularia (burrowing owl), 1988 nucleotides long. It is a transcript of the gene SPATA7, whose product is annotated as spermatogenesis associated 7. The record is from RefSeq and is a predicted model, not a curated record. Lineage: Eukaryota; Metazoa; Chordata; Aves; Strigiformes; Strigidae. Gene Ontology annotation, biological process: photoreceptor cell maintenance; microtubule cytoskeleton organization; protein localization to photoreceptor outer segment. The transcript has 11 exons. The coding region runs from base 142 to 1650 and encodes 502 amino acids. Gene Ontology annotation, cellular component: axoneme; rod photoreceptor outer segment; photoreceptor distal connecting cilium.